This is a messenger RNA of Hyaloscypha bicolor E, 1934 nucleotides long. RefSeq lists its product as uncharacterized. The transcript has 5 exons. NCBI's taxonomy places the organism in Eukaryota, Fungi, Ascomycota, Leotiomycetes, Helotiales, Hyaloscyphaceae. Bases 162 to 1838 code for a protein of 558 amino acids. The record is from RefSeq and is a predicted model, not a curated record.
UGGGACCCGGAUUGGCGCUAUAUAGAUGACAGGUUGUGCCUUCUUCUGAAAUCUGAUAUCAGAUCGAUGGAUCAGUGAUCGCGCCUUACUUAAUCGAGGAAUUAAUAAGAACAGAAUCCCCAUUUCCAAAACGGAAGUCACAGCAAGGCUGGAGAUUUUGAAUGAUCUCGUUGAUCUUUCGACGUACUAAGAGUGCUUUCCGUGCCGAGACUCUGGGUCCCAAAGCUGUCAUUCGAGCAUCCUUUUCAAGAGCAGAGCCUCGAAGAAAUUUCACGUCAAGCACUGUCAUCCUAGCUGCCAUGAGUUCAGACCAGCAAAAUACAGUGCCUAAGAGAGCAGUAGGGAAGAAGUUUGUGAUUGCUUGCGAUGGAACUUGGAUGAACAGUGAUUCAGGAGUCGACAGUACAGCUUUCGCUCCUCCCACUGCACAAGUCCCAACAAAUGUAACACGCAUCGUGAGAGCACUCAACCACAGAGACCAAAAUGGUAUUCCUCAAAUCGCAUUCUACCAACGAGGGGUCGGUACAGAUAGCGACGCGGAAGACAAGCUAGUGAGCGGUCUCAGUGGCGACGACAUCUCUGAACAUAUUCGAGAAGCUUACGCUUUCGUUGCAAACAACUUUGAUCCACAAACGCAAGAAGAUCUGGAUGACGCUUCGAAACCCAUUGACGAGAUUACCAUUCUAGGAUUCUCACGCGGUGCUUACACGGCAAGAUGUAUUGCGACGAUGAUCACUGAUAUCGGACUAUUGACCAAAAAGGGAAUGGAGAAUUUCUGGGGUAUUUUUGGGGACUGGAUGAAGCAAGACAUGAAGGGAAAUGAGAGCGAGUGGUUUAAGUCGGCCUAUGGGAAGUUCGUUCCGUUCACGGAUCCAGAGUAUCGUGGAACUCUGAUUAAAGAAAAAUUAACGAGGUGGGGAAUGCCAAUUCGUGCAGUGGGCUGCUGGGAUACGGUCGGUGCUUUGGGAAUUCCUCUGCCUUGGAGCGCCGAGAAUGUCAAGCCCUACUCCUUCGUCAACACCAAGGUCGCUCAGCACGUACAGCACGCCUUUCACGCACUAGCAAUUGAUGAGCAUCGGAAUCUCUUUUCGCCAACUCUGUGGGAGCAACCGGAUGAGCCACAUAAGCUCAAUGUACUCAAGCAGUGCUGGUUUCCCGGAUCCCAUUCGAACAUUGGUGGCUCUUGGCCAGACGCUGGCAUUUCCAACAUUUCCUUGGCCUGGAUGAUCAGCCAGCUAGAAGAUACGGAUGGAGGAAUCCUGUCUUUCGACCCCGAAUAUCUGAACUUUGUUCAAGAUCUUGCAAACAAAUACUAUACCAAAGUUGGUGAACCUAUCAGACCAUGGGGCUUUGGCAAGCUGUACGAUUCUUCCAUUAUUGAUGGUGCAGUUACUUUCACCGAAGCAGUCACACCUAUCACCAGAACUCCAGGAAGAUAUCAUCAGAUAAGCUUAGAGGAUGGAAAACCAACGAUGAAACGAUUAAUGGACACGAACGAAUGCAUCCAUCGAUGCGUGAGAGUAAGGAUUGACGCCGGUGGACCGGGAAUAGAAGAAUUGGCUACGACUUCGGUCACAGGCAAGAUAUUCAACCUUGUGAAAGAACAAGUUGGCAUACACUCCCAAGUCAAGAAGGAAUUGGCUACGUACGUAAGUUCAGCUUUGACGAACUACGAAUUGCAGCAAGCUCCGAGCGUGAAAGUCGAGGUCGAUCAUGCCUAUGCAGGAUCAGGGGGUGUAUUCUGGAAAGGGAAAGAUGGGUUGGGGGACUUGCCCGAGGAUACACUUGGAAGGACGGAGAUCAGACUUUUGCAGAGGAGCGCGGAGAGGAAAUCUUAGAGCAACGUGGCAUGAGAACAGAGUGAUGCCGCUAAGGAUGCAGAGAGUGAAGGGUUCCAUAACUCGAGGGACAUUUGAGCGCGGUCGGAAUUUUCG